AUUUCCUCUUUUCUCUCCACCAGCCCCCUAUGGUGUCCAUACUUGGCCCCCAGGAGCCCUUAUUGUCUUUUUCUAAUGAGCGCCCCAGUGAGACACGGUGAGGUUUUAAAUGCAGGCUAUUCAUAGGUCAGUGACUUCGCCCCGUCCAGCUGCUGGGGAAGAAUGGCAAGGGAAAUCAAUCAGUUACCAGUGAAAAGUUUCAUUUUCUUCUCCCCUGACCUCACUUGACCCGUCAACACAAUAACCUCUGAACUUCAUUUUGAGGAUAGAUGUUGCUUCGACGCAAGGAACAACGCUCUCUUCCAGGUGGUCCAGACAGGAAGCAGCCUGAGUGUGUCUUGGAUCACAGACUUGGCUCCUGGAUUCUUCCUCCUGAGUCUUGCUCCAGAGGCCUGAGUGCCAUGCCAGAGGGGUCCCACUCUGCUCUCCACCAGGGCCCAAUGGGGGAAGAAUCUCCUCAGUUCUCCUCGCUUCUCCUCACCAGUAAUCAUGACCAGGCAAACAUGGACUUGGGCCAAGACUGUUACAGCCGACUUUGUGCGGAGCCACUGGAUGGAGAGGGUGAACGUCCAGUGAGCCUUGUGUCCACCCUGUCCUCAGACUCAUCCCGCGACAGUCGCAGCCUCUUCGGAAGCACCAUCGCAAUACCUUCCUCCAACACCCCACCCGUACCGUGCGGGGAGGACAUAGACUUGGAGCUGAGUCCGGCCAAAGGUAACGGCGAACAGGCUGGGGACCAGAGCCCCAUCCUCACAAGCUCCAGGGGCCGCUGGCAGGAACGGCUGGAGCCCCGGGUGAUCAGCCACCAGUGGAACAACAACAACGCGGCCUCCAACAGGAAGGUGAUCGCUCAAAUACCUCACAUCACUGCCUCGCCUGUCGUCGCAAACGCCAUGGCGCCCAACCCGAAGCUGACCUACGUGGACCGUGUGGUCAUGGAGAUCAUUGAGACAGAACGCAUGUACGUCAAGGACCUGCGCAGCAUCGUGGAGGACUAUUUGGCUCACAUCAUCGACAUGAGCAACCUCCCCAUACGGCCAGAGCAAGUGUGUGCCCUGUUUGGAAACAUAGAGGACAUAUAUGAGUUCAACAGUGAACUGCUGCAGUCUCUGGAUAUGUGUGAGAACGACCCUGUGGCCAUAGCUAGAUGCUUUGUAGAUAAGAGUGAAUACUUUGAAAUUUAUACCCAGUAUUGCACCAACUAUCCCAACUCUGUGGCAGCACUGACUGACUGCAUGAGGAGUAACACCUUAGCCAAGUUCUUCAGGGAUCGACAAGCUGCUCUGAAGCGCUCGCUCCCUUUGGGCUCCUUCCUGCUCAAGCCAGUUCAGAGGAUCCUGAAAUAUCAUCUGCUGCUGCAGGAAAUUGCGAAGCACUUUGACCCAGACGAGGAGGGAAAUGAGGUGGUUCAGGAGGCCAUCGACACCAUGACCGGAGUGGCCUGGUACAUCAAUGACAUGAAGAGGAAACAUGAACAUGCUGUCAGGGUUCAGGAGAUACAGUCUCUUCUGAUCAACUGGAAGGGUCCUGACCUGACCACCUAUGGAGAGCUGGUGCUGGAGGGCACGUUUCAUGUCUUAAGGGCGAAGAACACCCGCACACUCUUCCUCUUCGAAAAGAUGCUCCUCUUUACCAAGAAACGAGGGGAACACUACGUCUAUAAGACCCACAUCUUGUGCUCCACCCUAAUGCUGCUUGACAGUGCCAAGGAUCCCCUGCUCUUCAGUGUCAUCCAUUUCAAGCAUCCCAAGCAGCCACAUACAGUGCAGGCCAAAUCAGUAGAGGAGAAGCGUCUCUGGGCCCAUCACAUUAAGAGGCUCAUUCUUGAGAACCACAACACAAUCGUCCCCCAGAAGGCAAAAGAUGCCAUCCUGGACAACUCAAACUAUCUAGGAAAGUACCACUACAGUCCUGAGAGGCUGAAUAAAGCAGAGUCCUGCCGCGGGGACGACUUCCAUCAGGGAGGACGAAAGGGGCGAAGGAGAUCAGAGCCUGCAAAAAGAAUCAUGAGGAGCACAAAAGCUGUGCUGAAGCAUGCAGGCAGUGAGGGUGCACUGCUGGGGGAUAGGCGCACCCUUCAGCCAGCCGCUAGUGUCAGAACGCUGGACCCCGGCCUCGAUGACCCUCAGGCUGAGAGGCCAUGUGUGGACGAUCUGAUCCCGAGAAGGGACUCUCUGGAGCAGCUAAGUCCGACUGACACUGGCCCGAAACUGGGCUCUUCAUGCAGUGAGGGGGGUCUGGAGCUGCAGAAGGAGGAGGAUGAGGAGGAGGGGGAGAGUUACAAGGAAGAUAUACUAAUGGGAGAUGACCAGGUAGCCGACUUUGCCAACUCAGUGCUGGCAGCCAUCUCCUGCUGGCACUUUAGAGCCAGGGCUUUGCUUUCUACUCACUUCACAACGGACGAUCACGACAGAUUUGUGACUGAAGUGAAAGCUGAGACAGAAACUGGGAGGCAGGAGGAGAAUCACGUGGACGAGGCUAUUCAAAAAGCCCUCACUACACAGGUCAACGUGGAGGAGAUUUGCCCUCUAGACUGCGUCCCUCCAGAGAAGAGGAGGGAUCAACCGGAGGUGCAGCGCUCCCUGUGUCCCGAGUCUCCUGUGUCCCCCCCUCAAAAAGACGACGACACCCUAGAAACUGAGGAUACUUCAAGAGAAACUGGAGAGGAGGAAGAAGAAGGAGGGAGCGAUUCCUCUUGUCUCCAACCGGAGGAGGCGAGUGUACUGACAAACGGGGAGCUCUCAGAGGAGGAGGGGGAGGACGUGUUGGACCGUAAAAGCAUCCUUCCCAUGUCCGUGUUGGACCAGGCGAGCGUGAUAGCCGAGCGAUUCAUCCGUAGCUUGUCCAGACGGAGCAGCCUAGUGUCAGAGGACCUGGGUUCCCUCGCCUGUCCCUCUCCUCCAGCAGAAAACGAAGUCCUCAAAAGCCCCUCGGCCUGCAUGGACUUGGAGGAGCAGACCCAAAUGUUCGAGAGUUCAACCCCGGAGCCUCAGACCACCCCAGAGGUCAAUAUGUCGGCGCCUGCACACAACCCUGCACUGGACGUCCUCAUCGAAGGAGAACGGAGGUCGACACUUUCCAAACAAGAUCGUCUUCUCAUCCACAAGAUCAGGAGUUACUACGAGGAUGCCGAGCACCAGGAUGCUAACUUCAGCAUCAAGCGCCGGGAAAGUCUCUCCUACAUCCCGGCAGGUCUGGUUCAACAUUUGAGCCGACAGCUGAACAGCAUUCCUCAGGAGCAGGCCGUCCCAGUGCACAGGAAGGGCCUCUCUUGGAACCGGCCCACUUCCUGGUCUGUGUUCGACCUUCCUGGAUUAGAAAAGAGUCGAAACACUGAAACCGAACCGAAGAGAGCAGCGGAGGCCAUGGCGAGACCUCAGUGCAUCAGUGAAGCCUCAACCACUGAGGAAGAAGAGUUCAGAAGCUCAGAAGAAAUGAUCAAGGUUUGGCAAGACAUGGAAAUGGAGGAGGACGUCCUGCAGAUAGAAGAGGAGAAAGUGAAUGAUUCGAUAUUGGAAGCACCACAGGACAUGAGCUUCGAUACUUCAGAUGUUAAAAACAGCGAACAAACGCCUCAGAUUUUAGAAGAGUCUGAAACAUGCACUGCCUCAGAUGGUUCCUUGGUCUCAUCACCCAGCACAACCUCUCCACCGACAGAGGGCGGAUCUACACUGAGUACAACUCCUCCGUCACAGGAGAAGAACCACUUGAACCACAACCAGCUGCCGAAGAUCAUCAGCUUUCGAGCGAGUCUGGAUGAGGAACAGAUCCUGCAAGACAUGGGAAAGAUGAAAAACAAGGUGUUCCAGCUGGCUCGUCAGUACAGCCAACGCAUCAAGAACAACAGGCCUAUGGUGUGGCAGAGGAACCGAGACGCGGCCAAUCAGCAGGGCUUGAAGAGCCUGCCCGCUGUCCACGAGGAGAGGCUGCAGCUCAGGAAAAAGGGUAAACACAGCCUGAGAUUGCCUCUAAUUGGUUCUGAUCAGAUGGUCAUCCAUGAAGUGCGUUCUCCGAGCCCAGUCCAGACCCCCAACUCUGAUGCCAUCUCCCAGAGCUCAGACACCUGCCCUCAAAGCUCCCAGACGGAGAGAUUCCACUGGCCAGACGUGCAAGAACUUCGCUCCAAAUACACCCACUCCUCCAAAGUAACAGGUAGCUGCACAAUGGGGAUGUUGGAGUGCUGCAGCAGCGUGUGUAACAGCUGCUCACACAAGUACAGCAGCUCCUCAGACCUUCACAAAGCUCUGACAGACCGGACACAUUGUGAAGAAGGUCCAGCCGUAGAGGACUGGCCCCAGCCACGGCUUCAGCCCCUGCUGUGCAGGUGGAGCUCCUUGGACCACAUCGGGUCUCUUCCCCUCCACGAAGUGCAGAACCUCCAGGAUCCUGUGAGGAGCAGCUGCAUAGCAGGAAAACUCCAAGAACCGGACCACCUCCCCCAGGAGGAUCCUGACUGUGCAGAGAGGUCCUCCAUUUUCAGUUCAGGGAAGAUGUCAGAGAGUAAUCUAGUGAAAAGCUUACGGGAGAAGUUCCAGAGUUUAAGCUGAUGAUCGCGUGAAUCAUGUUUAUUUCUAUUAUCAGGAAACAGCUGCCAGUUAUCUAACGCUUCUCAACAUCCUCUUUUUCAUCUUGUCCCCAAAAAGAAUGCAGCUUACUGUCCGCACAUUGUUUUAGUACAGGAGACAUACAGUGAUGAAUUGUGUUUAACAUGAAAGGGAUAUUAUUGGUUAUUUGUUGGGUUUAUGAGGGGGAUGUGUGAUGUCUUUAAAAAAUGGUGUAUUGCAUUAUUUGUACACUGGGUAUUUACCUGCACUGUACAAUUUCAACUUUAUGUAAAAAAUGUGUAAAUAGUUUCCUGUAUCAGUUAAAGAUUAGGUCCUACUUUAUUAUUAUAUGCACCCACUGUUGGUGAUCCCUGCUAUAGUCACUAUAGCACUAUUAUCAUGUGACCACGUAAACUGUAAGCUGGAGUGUCAGGAAGCGAAGUGGAGGUGGACAAACACAGACUGAUCUUUUUUUUCAGCGUCCACACUGCCGUCUCACUGACGAGGAUCUCUGACCGAACACCAAAGACAGUUUCCUUUUAACUUUUGUAGUCUUUGAACGCAAGCCAUCACCGCAGUAACUGGCUUCCACGUUUUACUGUAGCUGCUUCUACAACUGUCCUCACAUACUGUAUCACAGGAGCUUUAAUUUCUCAACGUGUUGUAUAUUUUCUUAGAUAUUAUUUAUGAAACUGUAUAUUUGGGAGAAGUGGCCUUGUGUAAAUACUGAGCAGUAACAAUUUUACUUUUUAAAUUUCAGCUAAAGGAAAAAAAUGAUUGUUUCAUACUUGAAGUUUUCCGUAUUUUCAAUAAAAACAGAAAUGGUCAAGUGUC
This is a messenger RNA of Pleuronectes platessa (European plaice), 5378 nucleotides long. RefSeq names its product pleckstrin homology domain-containing family G member 3. Lineage: Eukaryota; Metazoa; Chordata; Actinopteri; Pleuronectiformes; Pleuronectidae. The record is from RefSeq and is a predicted model, not a curated record. Gene Ontology annotation, molecular function: guanyl-nucleotide exchange factor activity. The transcript has 19 exons. Bases 270 to 4547 code for a protein of 1425 amino acids.